This is a messenger RNA of Wallemia mellicola CBS 633.66, 1008 nucleotides long. Its product is annotated as u3 small nucleolar RNA-associated protein 11. NCBI's taxonomy places the organism in Eukaryota, Fungi, Basidiomycota, Wallemiomycetes, Wallemiales, Wallemiaceae. Gene Ontology annotation, biological process: rRNA processing. The coding region runs from base 13 to 963 and encodes 316 amino acids. The transcript has 5 exons. The record is from RefSeq and is a predicted model, not a curated record. Gene Ontology annotation, cellular component: small-subunit processome; nucleolus.
GUAGGAAGUUCUAUGAGAAACGCCAUUAGGCGUCGGAACCACAAAGAGCGUUCACAACCUUUGAAUCGACAGAAGUUGGGAUUCUUAGAGAAGCAUAAGGAUUAUGUCAAAAGAGCUAGAGAUUAUCACAGCAAGCAAGAUAGAUUGAAGAAACUUAGAGAGAAAGCAGAAUUAAGGAAUAAAGACGAAUUUUACUUUGGUAUGGUUGGAAAGAAGACCCAGAAAGGUCAACACUUUCAGGAUAGAGGAAAUACUCCACUUCCUAAUGAUUUGAUUAGAGUUCUGAAGACACAGGAUACUGGAUAUAUACACAUGCAACGUGCAAUCAAUAAUAAAAGGAUAGACAAAUUGAAGUCGAACCUUAGUAGCUUAACCAAUAUUAAAGAACUAGCCGAUGAAGAGCGCAGGUUUGAUUUAGGUAUCGAUGAAUAUCAAGAGUUUGCGCUUAAAGCAGCUAGUUUGAUACCAUCAGAUGAACCAAAGAACUCACGAAGACGAUCAAGGAGUGAUUGGAAAUCACACAUCGUUUUUGCAGAUCCUAAUGAGCCAAACGUAGAAGAUAAUCAGGAUACUCAAGAAGAGGCAGCUGACAAUGAUGAAGAUGAGACAGUUGACUUGGGAUGGAAAGAAAGUAAGAAGGACAGAAAGCGCGCUUCUAAAGCCGCAGCCACUGUCACAGUGGAAGAAGAUAAAGACGCAAUUGAUGGAAAUGACGCUUUCGAUGAUGAAGUAGUAGGAGAGACACAGCUCAAAAAGACCCUAAAUGAACUUACCCAGAGGACGUUUAGACAGGAUGCUCUCGACAGGGCCGCGAGAGAAUUGGAACUCACGAAGGCACUUAUGGGCAAGGGUGCCAAACAGAAGCUAGAGAAAGGCCAGAAGACUAGGAUCGAAGACGGUGAACAGGAAGACCGUGAAGGUAAAGCUCGCGUAUUCAAGUGGAGAGCAGAGAGAAAGAAGUAGUUAUAUAGAAGUCCUAAUGCAUAAAUUAUUUCUAUGGUCUAAAAU